GCGCUGUUGCUUGAAAUUAUUAUUUGUGUAAUUGUCGCGCGUCGUGUUCAUUGCUCUUAUUGACUCCGAUGAUAUAAAUAAAAUGCAAGGUACAAAGUGUUUUAUAUGCUCAAAUUUAUUGUUCUAGUUAAGAUAACGAAAAUAUGGCCGGUCGUCGCGAUUGUCGUGUGUAUAUUGGCAAUCUUCCACCAGAUAUUAGACAGCGUGAUUUGGAAGAUUUAUUUUACAAAUAUGGUCACAUCAAUUUCAUUGAUGUCAAGCUUACGCGUGGAGCACCAUUCGCCUUUAUCGAGUUCGACGACCCACGUGACGCGCGUGAUGCUAUUCGUGGGCGUGACGGUUAUGAGUUGGAUGGUUGCCGAAUCAGAGUUGAAAUGACUCGUGGAGUCGGUCCUCGUGGACCAGGCGGUCGCCCACUCUAUGGUCCAGAUCGUGGGGAACGUGAUCGAAGACCGCCACCUCCUCGUGGUCCUCCACGCCGCAGUGGAUAUCGUGUCUUGGUAACUGGGCUUCCAGUGACGGGCUCUUGGCAAGAUUUGAAGGAUCAUAUGCGUGAAGCUGGUGACAUUUGUUACGCAGACGUCUUUAAAGAUGGAACAGGCGUCGUUGAAUACACUAGACAAGAUGACAUGAAGUAUGCAAUCAAAAAACUUGAUGACACGAAGUUCAAAUCUCAUGAGGGUGAAACAUCGUACAUUCGGGUGAAGGAGGCAGCAAUCGAUGAUCGUUACAGGUCGCGUUCGCGGUCUCCUCGUGGUUCUCCGAAAUAUAGCCCGAAGUCGGCUUCUCGUUCGCGAUCUCGUUCGCCGAUACAUUCCGCGUCACCUGCGCGAUCCUCUCGCUCACGUUCACAAUAAAGAUGUAUGGAUCAUCGAAGAUUUUUAUCGUUGUUAUUUGGGGAUUUCAGUUAUUAAUUGUUGCCUUUUCAGUAAUCGUUUUUAUUGCACUCAUCUGAAGGUUUCAAACGACAUUUCCAGAUUUUGAAGAGAGGAUUUUUUCUGCUAAUGAUUCUUGCUGAAAUGACAAUAUAAAGCAUAUAAAUGCAGUAAAAUUUGUAGUGUCAGGCAGAAGAGAUUGAAAACAUAGGGAUUAAUGUAAUGCUCUAGCAUCUUUAAUAUAGUAAUAGCUAUUUAUUGCUUUAAGGUAUGGUCAGAGUGUAUAUGAGAGUGUCCUGAUUGUCUUUGAAAAAAAGAAUCUUUUUUGCUGCAACUCAUUGAUUUUUCGUUGGAUUGUUUACAGUAAUCUCAUUAUUACGCGUAUUCAUUUAUUCAAGAAAGAGUUUAUUUUCCAGUGUUGCACUGUUUCCGAAUUCAGCAUGCCUGUCAUCUACUUUUAGCGUUGAGAUGCGUCCAGAAUUUAAUAAAUUUUUGUAUUUCCUCUUAAUUACAUUAUUCGUACCAUCCAUUUACUGGCAAUGAUUCUAUUUUUGCUUUUUCAGUGACGCCUCAGCAAACACUGUUUAUGUGAGGAUGUUGAUAGGGAUAAUCAACGACCACUACAUUCUAUUCAACCAAACCAACAGAAUGUGUUUAAUGCGACGCCAAACUUACGCCUCUGUCAAACAAAUCAUUUCUGGGACUUUAUAUCAAAAAACAAUGUGGAGGGAACGGCCUCGAUUAGUACACCAACGAGUGCGUCGACUUCUCCCGAAUCCCCGAUCCCGGAUUUAUUGGCAGUGUUUGUGCAACGCACUACGGGAAUGUUUGGCAGCGAAACGAUAGACUCUUGGCUGGAGUCUUCUCGAAACGAUUUGUGGGCCCUGAUAAGUUUUAUUGACACUUGAGGUUGACAUGGGAUGGAUCAUUUGCAAAAUUCUGGAAUUAGUUCUGUCCAGAACCCGAGACUAAAGGGCCUUUUUAUCCAGGGGUCGCUUGGAAGUGAGUAAGGUGUUGCUUGUAAAAGUGUACAGUAUAAUUUUAGCGCUGCGAUGCUCGCAACGAGUUAGGGGUGUACAAUUUUUUAUCCUUUUUUUUGGGGAAGGGGAGGGUUUUUUCAGGUAGCGAUGGUGUGAAUUUUGCACGAAGCAGAUAUCCAAACAUGGUAAAAUGCACAAGUAGCAGGUGAAGUAUUUGGAUCUAUCAUUUUCGUGAACGUCGGUCCAAAUGUCCGCUUAUUUCAUACUUGAUCUGAUCUGCAUGAUGUACAUUGGUUCGGGCUAAAUCAUUCGCUAUUCUGUCAUAAGCAUAAAGCUUUUUCAUUUCA
Messenger RNA from Loa loa (African eye worm), 2202 nucleotides. Its product is annotated as arginine/serine-rich splicing factor 1. The coding region runs from base 144 to 857 and encodes 237 amino acids. Gene Ontology annotation, cellular component: cytoplasm; ribonucleoprotein complex; nucleus. The record is from RefSeq and is a predicted model, not a curated record. Lineage: Eukaryota; Metazoa; Nematoda; Chromadorea; Rhabditida; Onchocercidae. Gene Ontology annotation, molecular function: mRNA binding. The transcript is spliced from 4 exons.